Molecule: messenger RNA, 5221 nt
Organism: Rhagoletis zephyria (snowberry fruit fly)
Lineage: Eukaryota; Metazoa; Arthropoda; Insecta; Diptera; Tephritidae
Product: negative elongation factor A
Source: RefSeq, a predicted model, not a curated record
CGCAGCGCAACAAGCGUCUUUGGCUUAAAAUUGUUACCAAUUGUGAAUGUGAAUUUCAGUUAAACGCCGCACUUUUACCAGUCCAGUUGACUUUGUCCGACAGUGGGCGCCAAUACAUUUAGUUGAGCCAAUAUAGUAUAUUUACUUAGAUUGUUAGCUGAUAGAGUUGAGCAGCGAACGCGCAUUACUGUGUGUGUCUAGUUAGUAGAAAGCAAAACGUGAGCGUGCGUACUAAGCGUUUUUGCAAUUUUGUGUUUCUAACGGAUUUCGAUUUGUGAACUAAGCAAAAAGCUUUCGGAAAUAAAACAGCAAAUUUUGCUGGGGAUGAACAUGAAUUUGAAUAACUCCAGAGAAAGCAAUAAAAAAUAGUUGAGUUGAAAAAAAAAACAAACUACAUUUUUGUUAUUAAACUCGAAAUUUAAAUCCAUUGCAAUUUACUACAAUUGUGUGUGUGUUGUUGAGCCAAAAAAAAAGAAGAAAAGUGCUGAACAAUUUACAAGAAUUUCAGCAAGAAUAAACACAACCAAAAAAAAAAAUAAAAAAAAAAAAUACAAAAAAUUCCCAGCUUAUAAUUGCAAACUAAAAUCCAAUUUGCGUAGUUCAUCAUCCAUCUGCUGCGUCUGUUCCCGUUUUUCUUGUUGCUGUUUUGUAUGUGCUUUGCUUGUGCAACAUGAGAUUGAUGUACUACAACGCUGUAUUGUUGGGCGCUUGCUGCCUGCUGGCAGGAAUCGCUGCCCAAGGAUUUAAUCCCAAUCGUGCUGUAAAUGAAGUGCCCAUACCAUUUCACAAUCAAUUCCGCCGCCAGGCGCAAUUGCAACAACAACAACCAUUCUACCUACAGCAAAAUCCAAAUGUGGAAGUUCCAAUCCAAACACAGCAGCAACGCAACCGACAAGUGCAACCUGCUUUGAAUACACGCUUCCCGCCCAGCGGCAACGGACGUGGCAACUUCGCCAACAGCCCUACCAAUAAUAACAACAACAACGAACAAUACCAAUCAAAUUCGCUUUAUCAGCGCUCCACACAGAACCAACUCUAUACGGCACAGCAGCCCAUACGAUUCCAGCAGGCACAGCAAUCACAGCCCCAACAGCAACAGCAGCAGCUGCAGCAAUCACAACAACAACAACAACAAAAUCUAGACCAGCACACGCAGAAUUUCUUGACUUUGCGUAACUUUGGCAAUCAGCAGGUGGGUCCACAGCAAAGCUUGCCACAACGCUCCUACAACAACAAGCCAUUCCAAUCGCAAUCGCCAACGCAAUCUCAGCAACAGCAGCCGCUGCAGCAGCCACUCUACUCGACGCUACCCAAUAGCGUUUACCAACAACAACCACAACAACAACAGCAGCAGCAGCAACCAUCUUCUUCGAAUUUUGGUUUGCCACAGACACAACAGAAGCUGCCGAGUCCACUGCCAGUGCCUACUUUCCAGACACAGAGUGUAGCGCAGGCGCCACUGAAAGCUGCUUUCUCCACCACGCCGCAGCUAAUUUUCCAACAACAGCAACAUCAGCAAUUACCGCUACCCAUACCACAGCAGCAACAACAACAUACAAACUAUCAGCAAUUGCCACUGCAAGAGCAGCGCCAAGGUGGUCCAUUCCAGCUGACUCCCAAUUUGGGCUUGCCAGUUCCACAAAUCUUCCCCAAUCUACAGUCGACAGCUUUUCCAGCGCUGUCACAGCAGCAACAGCAACAGCAGCAACAAUACGUUAGUCCGCCCUUUUCUACGCUACCAACGCCACAAGCGCAAUCCGCUGAUCAGGAGUACAAACAGAAGCUCAUCCAGAAACACGAACAAUUCGUACAGAAACAAUACGAGAAAUCACAGAACAAAGUGCGCCAGCAACAUGAAGACUUCCUCGCCAAGCAGCAGACACUCAAACAGCAGUUGGCACCCACAUUGCAGCAACGACCACAGCAAUUGCAACUGCAGCAGCAGCAGCAACAGCAACAGUAUCAAGACUAUCAGCCACCACGCAGUCGCCCGGUAGCUCCAACCGAGCUGCAUCUCUUCUCGUCCGCUUUGCAGAAGUACCAUGAGGAGCAUCCGACCACUACGACAACAACCACCACGACUACUACCACAACCGCCGAGCCACCAGCGCAGCCGAGCGGUAAACAAAGCAGCAAGAAUGUCUAUGCGCAAGUGAAGGCCGAGCUGGGCAAGUACGGCAUGAAAACUACGCCAGGCAAGAAGUCUGUCAAGACUAUCGGCCGCGAUGAGCUGUUAAAGCAGCUGAAGGCCGCUUUGGCUGAGGCGCCACAGAAGGAUGUGGACAACAAAACCUACUCCGAAAUGGAUCUAGUGUUGCCGAAUGGCCAGCGCGUGCAAGUUAUACGUACCACCGAUCCCAACUUGGUUAAGGGUCAGCAAGCGCUUUCGCAAGAUCAAUUUCAAACCUUACUGGCACAACAAGGUGUAUCUGCGGCUGAGCAGAUCGUGCCAGUCAGUGCACCAGCAGGUGAAAAAGUGAGCUUGGCUGAUGUGGCGCCUGAAAGUGCCAAGGAUCUGGUUCUACCGAAUGGAUCAAAAGUUCAAAUUUCCCGCUCACCCGAUCCACAGGCAGCUAUUGAUCCACAAUCUUUGCCAGGCGGUGUUGAUUUCGCUAAUUUGGCCUCACUGUAUGGCGGCGACAUUGAAGGCAUCUCAAGCGGCGCUAAUAGCAUUGCCAGCUCAGCAGUAAUUCAGUCAGACUCCGACGAACCACCCACACUGGAGGAGUUAGCCAAGCGUGGCCUCAUUCCAGAUGGCUAUGAAAUCGAAGGCUUAAGUUCGAAUAAACCAGCACCUGUACCGAAGGUAGCACCCACAUUGCCACCGAAGAAGAAGGCCACAUACGUUUACUUGGAGGAGCAAGCUGAUGGCAGUUUCAAGAUACAAGGCGUUAAAGCCAAUGGCGAGAAGGAGACUAAGCAAACUGGCGCAGAGGUGGAGAGCAUUUUGGAGCGCAUACGCAGUGGAGAAAUCAAGCUGCCACCCUCUGUUUCACGCCUCACAUUGCCCAACGAUGAAGUGGUCGAGAUACAGGGUGGUAACAUCAUCAAAACCACUGCUGCCGCACCCACAAAGCCUAGCACGACUACCACUUCCACUACAACCAGCACUACUACCACGACCACCACCACAACCGAAUUUCCAUUCGCACGCACAUCACCCAUACGUCAUCAUUACCAUGCGUCAUCACGCGCAACGACAGCACACGCCUACCCUAGCACUACUUAUGCACCACUAAUACACCGUUCGAGCCCAACGGUAGCUCCAGAGUCUACGUCCACCACUUACUACACGACUCCGGCGCCCAUUUACACCGCCUCACCCGCGCCUGUGACUUAUGACACCACAACUCCAUUUGCCGUCAGCGAAAGCUUGGUUGAAGCAGUACCCGUAUCGGGUCAUUACACCGAUACGCUGGUCCAGGAGACAGAAAAUACCGAAAAGGCUGCUGAAGCGAGCUCUACAAAUCCCAGUGAGGACCUGUUGCAGAUACUCAAAUCGAAUGGACUCUUCGCGAUGUCCAAGUACUUGCGUCAAUCAGGUUUAGAUAGCAUACUGAACGAGACUGGACCAUAUACGAUUUUCGUACCGACGGAUAAGGCGUUCAAAAAUCUAUUGGUGCAACUUGGUGGCCCCGAGCGUGCGGAAGAGAAAUUCAAGGCGAAUCCCAGACUACUGAGUGGCCUUUUGCUGCACCACGUGAUACCUGGCGCUUUUGAAAUUGCAACACUGCAAGAUGAGAUGACAGGCGUUUCAUUGGCCGGCACACAGCUGCGCGUUAACCAAUACACAAUGCAUGAUCAAGAGUGGAAUGAUGUGACUAUCACUACCAUAAACGGUGCAAUGGUUUUGCUGAACAAAAAGGACAUAAAGAUACCACAAGGAGUAGCGCAUGCCGUCGAUCGCGUCAUGUUCCCACUACCAGUCGGCGAUCUCUUGCAAACCCUACAAUCGGAUCGCGAAAAUCGUUUCUCAAACUUCUUGAAAAUUUUAUAUACUUCUGGACUAUCGGAGAAGCUACAGAGCAAAGGCAUUAAAACCUACACAGUCUUUGCGCCAGUGGACAAGAGCUUCCGCGACAUGGAAUCCGACACUCUAGAAAAGCUUUUCAAUGACAAAGAUGCCGCCGAAGAGUUUGCCAUGAAACACAUAGUAACCGGUUCGCUUUUCUCAGCUGGCAUGCGCUUCUAUCAAGUUAAGGAUUCAUUAUUGACUGGUAAAACCGUUAUAUUGCAAAAAACAUCAGCGGGUAAAAUCAAAGUGAACGACGCACAAAUGGUCAGCUCCAAUAUACCAGCUACAAAUGGCGUUAUUCACGCAUUAGAUGGUGUGUUGGCGUGAGCUUAAAGCUCUGUGAAAAUAACAUGUUUAAGUUAGCAAUUAACGAAGGAUUCUAUAAGGUUUUUAUUUAAGUAACGAAUGCAAAUAUUAUAUUUUCAAAAUCAUUGAAAUUAUUUGCGGUUAAAUUGGUUAAAAAAAAGAAGAGGGAAAAUUUAAGAAAUGUAAACUUACAUAUGUAAAUCUUGCCAGGUGCGCUUUGUUAGCUCUUAAAGCUAUAAAGUUACAUAGUAGAUAUUACUGUGGGAACAUUUGGUUAUUUAACUAGUUCAAUUUUUUUUUUAAGAAAAUAAUUCCAGAAAACAACAGAAUCCGCUGGUGCUUCCAAAUACAUACAUAUGUAAGCGAUCGUUGUGAAAUAAAUAGCUACGAUUGCUUCCCGUUUUCAAGAAAAUGGGCUCCGGUCAUAUUUAUAUUGCACAUCAUUGGUUUGAAACAAUAUUCAGAAGUAUCUAUUUUGGUUAAAUUUGUGUAUUAAAAACUUUUCGGCAAACAGAUGAAAGCUUUUACAUUAAAAUGGCUGCUCUUCAAGAGCUUAAAUCGGUUAUGGGCACGCAGAGCUGUCUCCUAGUGCGUUCUUACAUAAAAGCCCUGCAUGCGAGCAAAGCUGUUGCCAUCCCAGGCUUAAAAGUGCAUGGUAUACUACAAAAGCUUUGUGUUCGAAAAGCCGAAAGCUCGUUUUUUAUCUACAUAAAUGAAAACUUUCUUGAAAAACAUAGCUCGUUUUUGUUUCGAAAAAUGCCUUAGCUUCCCAGAUAUAAAUGAGCUUUUUCUGCCCGCUAACAUAUUGAUAUUGCCAGAUCCUAAGGCAUUGAAAACUUUUUUCUCGAUCAUUCCCUUACAAAAACAUCCCUAUGUCUGCACGAACGUAUUUAAAUGAUA